AUUGUUUCAGAGCACGAUGUCCCAUUCUUGUGUUUAGAAGAUCUUUCCUGUAACAUUGAUCCCUCUAUAUGUAUAAAUGUAAAACUUAUUCACUUGUGAUUCAAUAUAUUUCAGAGAAUUGGUUUCGGCUAUUUGUACAAAAUUUUCUAUAAUUCCUGAAGUGAAUUGAAUCAUUUAUUCUCUGCACAUUCAAAGCAAUCUCAUCUCAUACUUUUCCCCCGCAUCUAGGAGUCAUCCCAAUUGACUCAAGCAACAAGGACGUGGUGGUACCGCGUUAGAUGCGGAAACUGAUUUCUGCAUGAAUUUUCUAGUCAUGACCGGUUGGUUCAUCAAUUAUUGCAUUCACUGUAUUUCAGUGGUUGACUGCAGUCGGUACGCGCCACCCCAAGUCGACCGAGGGUUUCAGUUGCAAGUGGUUGCCACGUUCAGUCAGAGGGCGGUAAGCUCCUGAUGGUGAGACUUUGUAUAUGACUGUGCAGAUUCAAGUCAACUGGUGAAGUGGUGUAUGCACUUCAAACAUAUCACCAAAUUUCAUUGGCUACUGCCGUAGUACCCCAUACGUUGGUUGGCUCUAACCUUGCCUUUAUCUUCCCCGGUUGACGCCCAAGUUCCGCUAUCAAGCCCCAGUUCGUCUUUUAUCCCCAUUAAGUCAAGGCGUGUCUCGAUAAGAAUUUUUUGUUUGAAUUGUGAAGUAAUUGCAUCGAUAUCGUGAUAUCGAGUCGUUACGUCAGAUAGAACGGCCAUAACUAUCAAAUAUUGUCCUUGAAAUUGGAGAAUGGAGAGUGGGAAACUAAAUAUAGAUACGGGCGAUGUAAAAGCCCCGACAGAACCAGUCGCGACUUACAAGCCGAUACCGGAGAACGACGUUCUCCUCACAGACAAGGAAUCUGUUAAGGAGGAAGAAGCGAAAAUGGCCAAGCAAAACGGCGAUGCCGAUAUCGAUGAUGGAGCUCAGGAACUCAUGCUUAAGGACACCGGAAGAAUCAAUUCCAACAAAGAUGCCACCGAGGUCAAAUUCAUAUCGGAAAACGGAGAUGCAAAAAUUGACAUAGAAACAGUGAAGCAGACUUUGACCGGAAUGGGAAAGGAAGAGCUGAUGAAAUUUGCAAAUGAUCCAUUCUGGAUACGUCUCAGAUGGUUUAUGUUUAUUGCUUUCUGGCUUUUGUGGGCUGGUAUGUUGGCUGGUGCGAUAGCUAUCAUUGUUAUGGCACCAAAAUGCUCAGCUCCUGAGCCUAAGAAACUAUGGGAAGAAAGUCCCAUCGUCACUAUAAAUCCGGCCGUGACUCUAGGCAACCUUACAGAGCUUAACAAAAUUCUAACUGAAUUGAAAGCCAAACAUGUUCGAGUUAUCAGCCUUGAAAAUAUAAUGCCUACAUCACUCAGUGGUCACACAGUAGAGUUUAGGAAUAUUGAGCCUUCUUUAGGUAACCUUAAAGAUUUCAAAGAAUUGGUCGAGACUGCCACUAAACAAGAACAAGAAAUAAUACUUGAAGUUGAUCCGAACCACACUUCAGAUGAACACAUCUGGUUCAAAGACUCUGUGAAAUCUAUUGAACCUUAUGCCAAGUAUUACGUUUGGUCUAAAGGCAAAAUUGACUCUGAAGGAAAACGUAGUCCUCCUAAUAAUUGGCUCAGCAUCUACGGUGGAACGGCUUGGGAGUGGCACCCGGAGAGACAAGAAUAUUAUCUUCACCAGUUUAACAAAACGCAGCCAGAUCUAAACUAUGAAAACCCAGAUGUGGUUAAAGAGUUCUCUGAUAUUUUAAUGCACUGGCUGAAACUUGGAGUUACUGGUUUCCGAUUAGCCAAUACUCAGUACCUUGUUGAAAAACUGUCUAGCGGAAAUGAGGCCGCUACUGCUCAACCGGCUGAUUCCGAGAGCUAUCAGUCUUUGAAUCAUGUGUACACCAGAGAUGUAAUAGAAAAUGGCGUCGUACUACGUCAGUGGCGUCAGAUUGUUUCCAAUAACACCAACGACAACGGGCUUUUCAUGCUUAAGGAAACUAUUAGAAACGAUACUUUAGCAGUCUUCAAUGACAAAGUGAAACUCGUAGAUCUGCCACAAAAGUCCCAGUUCCUGUCAAAUGCAGAUUCUAAUAUCUCAGCUACUGCUCUACGAUUAGGAGUUGACAAUAGCUUAAAAUCAGCCGGUGCCUGGCCUGCCUGGGAUCUCAACAAUGUAGAAAGGCCUCUGCACGAGCGAAUGCCUGACCAGGUCGCUGAGAGUUUGACUUUAAUGACAUUGCUCCUACCUGGUACUCCAAUUUUAAGUCUUGCCCAGACCAAAUAUCCAGGAGAUGCAUUCGAGAUACUUACUAAAGAGCGCUCUGUGUCUGCCUUCCUAUAUGGGGAAACAAAAACUGAUAUCGUCAAUGGAACCGUCUUUGUCUACACCAGAAACUGGUUGAAAAGCGGUAAUCCUGGGUAUUUGGUCGCUUACCAAAGCGGAGAUCAAUCAGCAAUUGUGGAUUUCUCCAACAUUCCUCAAGUUUCGGAACAAGUAAGAGUUGUUGCACUCAGCUCUAAUUACCACGAGAAAGACAUCGCAGUCAAGAGCACUCCACCUUCGAACAGCGUUCCAAUUUCACCGAAAAGUACAAUGGUCGUGACUUUUGUGCCUAAGGCAUAAAAUUUCUGGACGAUUUCAAUAAUUCGGCAUGUACCAAUUUGCUUCUACUUAUUACUUCUACUUAUAAUGGUACCAUUUUUCAAUUGUUUUGCAUCUACUUAUAUGGCUGAAACACUUCUAUAUGUGAACGUGAACAGUGAACUCAUAAUAUAAAAUUAGUUCACGCCUAAA
Molecule: messenger RNA, 2800 nt
Organism: Athalia rosae (coleseed sawfly)
Lineage: Eukaryota; Metazoa; Arthropoda; Insecta; Hymenoptera; Athaliidae
Gene: CD98hc
Product: alpha-glucosidase
Exons: 10
Coding region: 776-2629 (617 amino acids)
Biological process (GO): amino acid transport; carbohydrate metabolic process
Source: RefSeq, a predicted model, not a curated record